Molecule: messenger RNA, 1745 nt
Organism: Cadophora gregata
Lineage: Eukaryota; Fungi; Ascomycota; Leotiomycetes; Helotiales; Ploettnerulaceae
Exons: 1
Coding region: 227-1594 (455 amino acids)
Source: RefSeq, a predicted model, not a curated record
ACCCAGGAGUUCAGCCUCACUGCCACCAGCAUGCGGCUUACCAUCAACAACUCUUUAUCUCUCCGGGUAUUAUCUACUGAGUAUUAAGUACGCAAACACUAUUUUACCAGCAGCAUCUGGAUCGGACGCGCCUUCACAACCUGCGCCGCUCCGAAAUCGAUGUUCACCCUUUGGUCCUCAGUUCCCCUCUGCCUGAGCAACGACUCGUGCGCAUAAUGCCGCCAUCAUGAAGUUCAAGCUAAAGCUGAAGCGCCCGAGCCUUUCUGCUGUUCUCUAUCGAUCAUUUUAUCUCAUCCUCGGCAUCGUCCUCCUCGCCCUAAUAAUUACGACCCCAGCAGACUUGAUUGCACAGGCAAGGACUAGCAAGAAUGGACCAACUCCGAACAAAAUCGCCAACUACUUGGUGGUCCCGGGUGCCUAUGGCCUCACUGCCGCCAUCGCGGUGAUAAUAUUUGGUGUGAGGGUUUACACAAAUAGUCAGAUUAUGAAAGCAAUACCGAAAAACUGGAUACCCAUCGAGAAGGAUGAUGUCAAGAAGAAGGUUAGGAAGAUGAUUGUUGCAAGUCUCAGCCGAAGUGCUGUUAUUGCAUGGGACUCUCGACCGCGUGUGCCUGAGCAACCAGCAAUCGUGGUAUCAGAGCCUGAAAACCGAACCGAUAUCGCGGAACCAAUAGAUCAGUCCGCUGAUAGGCGGAAUAAGAAGGGGAAGCUUGGAUUGUUUCGAAGAGCCCGCUCCCAGUUAGAACCGGAGGAACACACGGUCACCAUUCCACCUCCAAGUCCUGUCUGGGGAGAUAUUGCACACAAUGGAUGGUCAUCGCCCACGUCGCCAGAUUUGCCGGAUCUUCAAUAUACUACAGUAGUUUUUGAGUUGCCGCACCUUAUCGAAGCCAAAGCCGUCUCGUUGGCACCUGCAGACCCAGAUUCCACGUUAGAACCUCGGUUGCCCGAUAUCAGAGCAGUAGACUUACUUCAACGGCCGGCAGCAAUGGGCCUGAGGGAAUAUAUCAGUCAACUACUUAGUCUAGGCGUCAUUGGGUCACCCCUCACAGCCACCAACUUUCUUACCGAGUAUGAAUAUGCACGCUUUUCUGGGCGAACUCUCAGCGAAACCCAAUUUCGCGAGCUUAUGAGGCACUUUGCAGAGUUACUUCGAAGCAUGAAUGCUCUCAGUCCCGCAAUUCUCACCAGCUUGGAUAUCGACAAUCAAGAGAGUGACAUUGAUGAUGACGGAUCAUCUUCAUCGACACCAGUGACUCCACGCAGUCGAUCUCUCGAAUCCUCCCGCAGCGUCAGCAUUCGCAGUGGGAGUGAGGGUACAGUCCGUACAGGUCCAACUCGAAGCAUCGGCACGGCCAACGGAACUCCUUCCAAAAGGCAAGAAUUCAGCACCGCUCCCGCGACACCAAGAAGCAAGAAGCAGGUGGUUUCGCGAUCGCCAAGCAUCAACAGCUUUGCGCAGAGCAGACGGCCUUACUUGGGUAGUACGGGGAGUUCGAGUUCGAGUCUUCGCUCUACCAGUCAGGGGAGCGUGAUACGAUUGAGCAAUAUGCAUGAGGAUGGAUACACUUUGACUGUACCCAGAGCGCGGUGAUGUUUUUGGAUGCGAGAGUCUUGGAUUGCAUUUAGCGUUGGAGUUCCGGAUAUGGGUAGUGUCGGUUUCCGUGGGUGUAUAACGUGUAGCUUUAAUGUUCAAUGAUAAUGUACAGUUUGCAAUAAGGCCCCCGUCCGAAGUUGGAAUCUCG